GUGGCAGUGAAAUGCAAGCAAACAUCCACAACACAGAGCCAACAAACUGUGGGGAGACCCUCCCAGUUUGGCUUAACAGAUCCUCUUCUUUCUCAGAAAACACGUACAAAAAAACAGGUUAUUUUAGCCAAAGGUAAAGCAUAGUUUAACUGUGCAGUACUUCUCUGAGCACAUUUGUUGAACACUGCAGCAGUGUCGUAGGCAGAGGAACGUGCCUCGAUAAAUCAACCAGCAGAGACAAAUUUAAUUUCAAGGAGAAAUAUUGCUGCUUGUGAGAGGAGAUACCGAAGCCUUUAGGGAUCACAGGGGGUACGGUAGAGAGUGAGGCAAAGUGAGAAGGCACAUUAACAAAGAGACCACAGACAUGGAGGACAGAGAAAACUACCCCAGCCUGCAGGAGUUCACAGAAGAUCCAACACCUGAAGGGACCAGGCCCAUCCUUGAGCACAGCAAAGGUUCAGGCUCUCGGGAACUUAAACAGGGCAUUCAGUGUUUGAGGAAUCAGACUACUCUCCUGCUUAUUGGAUUUUUGGCCUCCAUCUGCACCAAUAUUGUACUCGCUGUGCUCUUGACUGGCAGGUCGACACCAGGUACCCCCCUGGACUCAUCAUCUUUGAGUAUGAAAGUGAACUCUGUGCAGAAACGAUACCUCCAGCUCUGUAAAGACUACACCACUCUGGGACAGAGCUGUUCAAAGACAGUUAAGGCGUGCCAAGAGUGUCCUGAAGGAUGGCUCCAGAUCGGGGGUCAGUGCUACUUUUUCAGCAAUGACAAGCUGGACUGGCCGAAGAGUAAAGACAGCUGUGUAGAGAUGGGCGGCCAUCUUACCAUACUGCACACCAUAGAGCAGCACGAUGCUCUAGAAAAAGAAGCCAGAAGAAUUGGUGGACCUGAUUACCACUUCUGGAUUGGCCUGUCUGAUACAGAGCUUGAAGGAGACUGGAGAUGGGUGGACAACACAACACUGCAACACAAUUACUGGGAUCAGCAGCGGCACUCAGAGCCAGAUAACCACCAUUCAGGAGGGGAACAUGGAGAAGACUGUGCCACCUUAGACAGCCAUUCCAAGACAUGGUUUGAUGUUCCCUGUAAUUUCCUUUAUAAACGAAUCUGCCAGAUGGCUGCCAUUGAGCUCAACUGAAUCCACUUAGCCUACAACUGAAAAUACUGCAGACCUGGGAAGUCUCAACACUAUGUGGACCCAUGACAGAAAACCUUAAAAGCACCGCUUAUAUAUUUUGAACAACAGGAGAAAAAAACCCAUGUUAGCACACCAGAAAGUAUUUUGUGUGACAGUGUAUUUUUUCUUGAAGGUAUAGCUACUGAAAAUCUGCACACGGUGUUGAGAUACUACUUGUUGGAGAGUCAGUAAGAAAUAUGACCUGUACAAUGGUGCAAAUGUUUUUAAAAAAGACAUUACAAUUACAAUAUAUAUACAGUAGCAUUGCAGUAUUGUACUUAAACAGCCAGUACUUAAUUAAAAAAAACCUUUAUUGACUGUGACAUUAGAUUAUAAUUUUUGGAGUGUGUCCAUUUACAAUUAAUUUGCCUAUUACCGAAUUUAUUUCUGAGAUAUUUCAUCCUAAUGACUACUAUCUGAAUGUGAGGCAUGACAUUAGAAAAAAGCCUUCAUAUUGCAAUGAAAUGAAUUGUCUGUCUCUGCUGUAUAGAAGGGAUCUGUGCAAAUUCAUAACUUUAAACUGGACAUUAUUUUAGUAAUGAAUCAUAAAUGUAAUUUGAGUGUUGUUUUCUUUUUGAAAAAUCAUAAUGCUUCUCUACAAUAUUUCACACUUUUUAGACUAAUGUAAGUCA
Molecule: messenger RNA, 1812 nt
Organism: Monopterus albus (swamp eel)
Lineage: Eukaryota; Metazoa; Chordata; Actinopteri; Synbranchiformes; Synbranchidae
Product: C-type lectin domain family 4 member E-like
Exons: 6
Coding region: 365-1141 (258 amino acids)
Source: RefSeq, a predicted model, not a curated record